Lolium perenne is the source of this 927-nucleotide messenger RNA. RefSeq lists its product as uncharacterized. The record is from RefSeq and is a predicted model, not a curated record. NCBI's taxonomy places the organism in Eukaryota, Viridiplantae, Streptophyta, Magnoliopsida, Poales, Poaceae. Gene Ontology annotation, molecular function: protein dimerization activity.
AUGGCUGCUGAUGGAUCAAUUGCUGGAACAACACGUGCUAAUGCUGACACUUCUUUCAGCUAUUUAUCCUCUUUUGAGUUUGUCUUUGUAUUAUGUAUGAUGAAGGAGAUACUAGAGAUAACUGAAGGACUUGGCCAAGCUUUACAACUAAGAUCACAAGACAUUGUAAAUGAUGUUCGUCUAGUAUCUGCUACAAAAGAGUGUCUUCUUCAGUUGAGAUCAGAUGAUGGUUGGGAACAAUUCUUCUUCACAGUUGUUGAUUUUUGUGUAGAGCAUGGCACCACGAUUCCGGACAUGGGGGAAACUUAUAUCAUGCGUGGAGGUCGAGCACGGCAUCAACCUGAUCAUUUCACUAAGGAGCAAUAUUUUCGAGUGGAGAUAUUCCGUGCAACUAUUGAUUGCCAGCUACAUGAAUUGGAUCGCAGGUUCAGUGAGAAGAUAAUGGAUCUUCUAUCCACCAGUGCCACUCUAAUUCCUAGAAACAGAUUUAAGUCUUUUAAAGGCAGUGAUAUAUGUGAGUUAGUAAAGAAGUACUACCCCGCAGAUUUUACUCAACAAGACCGCUAUGGAUUAGAACAGCAACUGAAACCCUUUGUUAUUGAUGCUUCUAAUGAUGAAGAGUUGAAAAAUAUCUCAACCUUGACAAACCUUUGCCAUUGCCUUGUUGAGACGGGAAGAGAUGCUAUCUACAAUCUGAUUGUCAGAUUACUCCGUCUACUUGUAACUCUUCCAGUUUCUACAGCAAGCGCAGAACGUGCAUUUUCAAGUUUGAAGAUCAUCAAGACAAGGCUGCGUAAUAAAAUAGGAGAUGUGAAUCUUGCUAAUAAUUUGGUAGUUCACAUAGAGCGUGAAAUUGCUGAGAAGUAUGAUUUUGAGUCUGUUUUAACAGAAUUUAAGAGGAAGGGUGAUCGGAAAGCUGAUCUUUAG